CUUUCUUAAGUCAUUUGAAACAUUGUCCCUGCGAGUUCUUUAAGUUCCCUGCAAUCUGUACACAAGAGAAAGAGGGAGAGAGAGAGGGAGAGAGACAGAGAGCAAGGGAUCAGGUAAAGCACUGGGGUUGCUGCAGCCAUUCAGACUCAGGAGCUGGAAAAUUGCCAAGGAUGCAGAAGGAAAUGAAGAUGAUCAAAGAUGAGGAUGUGCAUUUCAAUCUGGGUGUGAAGAGAGCCCCCUCCUUUCCCCACUGCCUGCAGCCAGUGGUUUCCCGAGGGAAGGCUCCCCAAAGACACCCCUUCCCAGAAGCUCUCCGGGGGCCUUUUUCCCAAUUUCGGUAUGAACCUCCUCCAGGACACCUAGAUGGAUUCCCGGGGGUCUUUGAAGGAGGAGGGUCUCGAAAACGGAAGAGCAUGCCCACCAAGAUGCCCUACAGCCACCCUGCGGAAGAGGCCCCUCUCGCCCUCCACUCCGAGGACAGCAAAAACCACGGCCCUCCGAACCUCUCCCUGCUCUUCCCGCAGCCCCCGCGCCCCAAGUAUGACUCGCAAAUGAUCGACCUGUGCAACGUGGGCUUCCAGUUCUACCGCACCCUGGAACACUUGGGGGGCAAGCCGGUCAAGCAGGAGCCCGUGAAGCCCAGCGCCGUGUGGCCCCAGCCGACGCCCCCUCCGUUCCUGCCCGCGCCCUAUCCCUACUACCCCAAGGUCCCCCCGGGCCUCAUGUUCCCCUUCUUCAUGCCAUCGGCCUCCCCCUUCCCCUUCAGCCGGCACACCUUCCUGCCCAAGCAGCCCCCGGAAGCGCUGCUGCCUCGCAAGGCCGAGCCUCGGGAGAGCGAGGAGGCCAAGCAGAAGGUGGAGCGGGUGGACGUGAACGUGCGCAUCGAUGACAGUUACUACGUGGACGUGGGCGGGGCGCAGAAGCGCUGGCAGUGCCCCACCUGCGAGAAGUCCUACACCUCCAAGUACAACCUGGUGACCCACAUCCUGGGCCACAGCGGGAUCAAGCCGCACGCGUGCACCCGCUGCGGGAAGCUCUUCAAGCAGCUCAGCCACCUGCACACCCACAUGCUCACCCACCAGGGCACACGGCCCCACAAGUGCCAGGUGUGCCACAAGGCCUUCACGCAGACCAGCCACCUGAAGCGCCACAUGAUGCAGCACAGCGAGGUGAAGCCGCACAACUGCCGCGUGUGCGGCCGGGGCUUUGCCUACCCCAGCGAGCUCAAGGCCCACGAGGCCAAGCACGCCAGCGGGCGCGAGAACAUCUGUGUGGAGUGCGGCCUCGACUUCCCCACCUUGGCCCAGCUCAAGAGGCACCUCACCACUCACCGGGGCCCCAUCCAGUACAGCUGCUCCGAGUGCGACAAGACCUUCCAGUACCCGAGCCAGCUGCAGAACCACAUGAUGAAGCACAAGGACAUCCGGCCCUACAUCUGCUCCGAGUGUGGCAUGGAGUUCGUGCAGCCCCACCACCUCAAGCAGCACUCCCUCACCCACAAGGGUGUGAAGGAACACAAAUGUGGGAUUUGCGGGCGGGAGUUCACUCUGUUGGCCAACAUGAAGAGACACGUGCUGAUUCAUACCAACAUCCGCGCCUACCAGUGUCACCUGUGCUACAAGAGUUUUGUGCAGAAACAGACCCUCAAGGCACACAUGAUCGUUCAUUCUGACGUGAAGCCUUUCAAAUGCAAGCUGUGUGGGAAGGAAUUCAACCGGAUGCACAACCUAAUGGGCCACAUGCACCUGCACUCCGACAGCAAACCCUUCAAGUGUCUCUACUGCCCAAGCAAAUUCACCCUAAAGGGGAACCUGACACGCCACAUGAAAGUCAAGCAUGGAGUCAUGGAGCGGGGCCUCCAUUCUCAAGGUUUUGGAAGGGGGCGAAUCGCCCUGGCGCAGACAGCAGGAGUGCUGAGGGGUCUGGAGCAGGAAGAGCCCUUUGACCUUUCCCAGAAGCGUGGAGUGAAGGGGCCGGCAUUCCAGUCAGAUGGGGAGAGUGCCCGGGGCAGCUCCUGCCAUGAGGAAGAGGAGGAGGACAAUAGCUAUGAAGUGGGUGGAGACAGCCCCGGCCUGGAGCCCCAACCCAGGCAGCCCUGCACCCCCCAGGAUCUCACCACCCAGCCCGAGCAGGCUCCCAGGGUGCUUGAGGACACCUAUGAGGAGGAAAAGGAGGACAAGCCGAACAGAGAGCACCAGGAGAGGAGCAAGGACAGCCUGGGGGCAGAGGGCAGCCUGGAGAGAGAAUCUGCCCACAAGGAAGAGUGUCUCCGUCUCAGGGCUCUGCAGAGUGCUCGGAGGGGCCCCUCCUUUUCUGAUUACCUGUACUUCAAGCACAGAGAUGAGAGUUUAAAGGAAUUACUGGAGAGGAAAAUGGAAAAACAAGCAGUGCUUUUAGGUAUCUAAGUGGACAGCUCUAAAAUUACAUUUGGAAAAUGAGAAUAGGCAGUUCAAACAUAGCUUUCUGCACGAGCUGUCAUUUGCUGGAGACUGGCAAAUGGCGCAGAUCUUUACAAAUGGCCUGGACUAAACGAGCAGGGAUUGUCCUCACUAAUACACAUGCUUCUCAGGUCAUUCCUUGGGCCCUUGAUUUUUAACAUGCAUGCGGGGGCUUCUUCAGUGCUAUUUCAUGCUCCUCCAGUAUAAUAAGCUGUACAUAUUCUAGAUACCUAAUUCUAAGCAGAUGCUGAGGUGCUUUUAGAAAUUGUUUUCCUUUGACUAAUACAUAAUACAUGGUAGAUUUCUUUUUAGUUGCAAAAAUAUGGUGCUUGACAUGUUACCUUAUUAAUGAUGAUUUAGUUGAAUGUGUGGAAGUUAUAAUAUUUUUCCAGAUAGAUGAAAAUAUUAGUAGUUGUAUAUAUAAAAAUCACCUUUAUUGAAUCAUCCACAAUGCCAAAAAUGACAAAGGAGGGUGAGGUAUUGAAGAGAAUAUUCUCAAGUAGUUUCCGCAUGUUUAAGAAAACAGGAAUAAUUUUAACUAAUGAAAACCCGGCAGAACUUAGAUCCUUGCCUGGGUCUGCCUUGUUCUGCAGCAGCUUCCGUCAUCAGGUAUGGCUUGUGGCGCGCAUUUUCAGAUGGUCCCCAAAGUGGUCAAUGUGUCCCAGCUCACCCCUUGUGUCCUGAGCAGAGCCCCCCUCCUGGAGACCUUGCUCUGAGACCUCAUGCCCCACAAGGCAGCUGCAGGAAGCCUUAGGCGCAGUGGGUUUCUUCUCAGUGCCAGACCAGGGAUGUGGGGAGGAAUUCUUGAAAUCUGAUCACUGCUCAUUUAGAGUAUUAUGCUAACCAUCAGGUAGUUACUGGUAAGCAGAUUCUGGGCUGUGUUCUCAAAGCUGCCUGCAUAUCAGAAUCAUCUAGGGGAACCUUAAAAAAUAAUACCAAGGCUGAGCCUCAGCUGCUGAGAGUCUGAUUUCAUUGGUCUAGUGGAGCCCCAAUAUGGGUAUUUGUUUAAAAGUUUCCCCCAGGGGAUUCUUCUGUGCAGCCAGGGUUGAGAAAGAUGGACGAGGUUAAAAUGGUGGCUCCCAAGACUCCUCCCAGGGACUCCAUAAAUAUUUGUUUCUGCCUUCAGAUUCAUUAAAAUAUGGAGUAGGAGACCUUGAGAUCAUCCUGCUGAUUUAGGGCUUCUCACCUGUUCUGUAAGAGCCUCUUGACAUGAACACGCACAUGCACACACACAACACACACACACGUACUCUUGUAUAAUCACACAAUUUUGUACUAGAAGAUGAUGCCUGUGAUGUUUAUGGUCACUUAAUAAGUCUAAAAAUACACAGCCCACCUACAGUGACUAAUUAUUUCUUCCUAGAUGCUUGAAUCGUGAUUCUAGUCAGGGGUGAAGACUACCGUGGGUGGCUUGAGCCCAGCAGUAGGCUUUCCUUAGGCAUGGGUGCCAAAUAAAGCAGUGCCUACAGGAUGUCGCAUACCUGUGACUAGCCGUAAGCAGUAACCCUCUGGUACUGGGUCUGUGUUUAUGUAAAAACUGCCUCUUGGUUGGUAGUCUCAACUCUUAUUCGUAGAGGUAGGUACUGUUUAUUACUUUGCUUUCUCUUCUCCUAAAGUUCCCAGUACAUUUCUUUAGACCACCUGGCCCAUCUCUGACUGCUGGAUGUGGCUUUUUCUUUUGGCCAAGGUGCUUCCCCCUCAGCCGCAUCUACUUCGAAUCAUCCACCCGUGGGCUUUGUCAAUCUUGACACAUUUCUCCUGCUACCUUGCUUAAAGCUCUUUCUUUCAGCCUCACCACCAUGCCAAAGCUGCCUGGGUUUCCUACUGCCACCCAUGCCCUGAGGUCAAGCACCUGCAAAGGGGAUGGUGAGUGGAAUAGUGUGGGUUUCUGUGGUGCAAGCACAGCUCUGUGCCAGGAAACUGUUCCAAGUCUUCAGAGGGGCAACUUGCCUUCCGUUCAUUUUGAAUAUCGCUCAUUAGUGCCUCUGAUGACAUCACUCACAA
This is a messenger RNA of Herpailurus yagouaroundi (jaguarundi), 4442 nucleotides long. It is a transcript of the gene ZNF366, whose product is annotated as zinc finger protein 366. The record is from RefSeq and is a predicted model, not a curated record. Gene Ontology annotation, molecular function: RNA polymerase II cis-regulatory region sequence-specific DNA binding; DNA-binding transcription factor activity. The transcript has 5 exons. Gene Ontology annotation, biological process: regulation of transcription by RNA polymerase II. Lineage: Eukaryota; Metazoa; Chordata; Mammalia; Carnivora; Felidae. The coding region runs from base 171 to 2405 and encodes 744 amino acids.